Molecule: messenger RNA, 1887 nt
Organism: Episyrphus balteatus (marmalade hoverfly)
Lineage: Eukaryota; Metazoa; Arthropoda; Insecta; Diptera; Syrphidae
Exons: 1
Coding region: 1-1887 (628 amino acids)
Source: RefSeq, a predicted model, not a curated record
AUGGUAUCGUCAUCAUCGGUUGGGACUCCUGGCGGGGCAUCCUCAUUGAAAAAAGCAAUUUCUCUCUAUUCACCACUGAUUGAUUAUUCGGCACCAUUGUUGCAACAAACACCAGAAUCCUCUAACAACAGCAGCAAUGCCAUUAACCAGAUAACCUUGCAACAGCAACAACAACUGUUGACCCAGGUAAGACAUCAUCGAUCAGUUGGUUUAAAUGUGUCCCAACAACAACAACAACAAACAACACCACCACCGCAGCCGUCAGCAGCAACAACAUCUUUGCUGCAGCCAUCUUCGACUCUAACGAAUGGCAAUCAUCAUUUACACAACAACAAUGGCAACACUGGCAACUCUACAACAACAACCCUCAACGAAUGUAGUAAUAAUUUUAUGAAUUCUGUAGUACAUGAAUUGAAUGCAAUUAAGUUAAUAAGCAAUAAUAAUAAUAACGCAUCAGGUGUAAUAGGUCAGCAAAAUAGCCACCAUCUACCCACCAAUACUUCUGCUCUGAAUAUCAACUGUCGUACGGCAAAUUCUGCCAUCGAUCACAGUUUGCUAUUCGGAAUGCAAAAUUCUGGUGGUGUUGGUGUAGGAUUAGGAGAUUCCAACAACAGUAUUAGCAUUUUAGGUAGCAACAAUAACAAUUCUUCUUGCAAUAAAUCACAUAAUAACAAUCUUUGGGGCCAAUUGCCAACGGCCAAUAAUAAUUCUAUUAACACAAAUAACACAACCCAAUUAUUGUAUAAUCAAACAUCAGCCACAAACAUUUCCAAUCUUUGGGGAUGUGCAACUCCAAAUAAUGCAACUUCUUCUUCCUCAACAUCCUCAUCCUCGGUUGUAACAAAUAAUAAUAAUAAUAACCAAAUUAAUGGCAAUAAUAUUAAUAAUAAUCAAACUAAUUCCCAUCCAUCCCUAAGUCCUAUAUCCUCGUCGUCUGUGCGCUCAUCCCAAUAUCAUAGCGCCAGCAGCCAUCGUAGCAAUAGCAAGGAAUCCCUUUGGACCUCAAGUCAGUCCUCGCCAAAUAGCAAUCUCAGGGAAAGUUUUUAUUCAAUUAAGAGUAAUGAAUCGCCAACAUCUUCAAAUACAUCGUCAGCUGGAUCGACAUGUUCUUCAUCAAAUGGCGGCAACAAUGUAGGAGGAGGAGGCUUAAUAUCACAAAAUAAUACAAACUUAUGGGAGAGUCCUUUGGUUGUUGGCUCCUCAUCAAAAUUAACAAUGGAUGCAGCAACAUCAUAUGCCAGUCAAUUGAACAAAAUUAGUAAUAUUUGGGAGAUACCAAAUCCAGCAGCAAAUGUUGCAAACAUUUGUAAUCCUAAACCACAGCAACAUCAGCAACAACAACAACUGCAGCAGCAACAGCGCAAUGGAAAUUCAACAUCAUUUUUGGGACAAACGCGCGAUCUGCUAUUUAAUGAUCUCUGGAGCAACAACGAUACUAAUUGCUCUGCAACACUCAAUUCCUCCGAUCAUCACCAUCAGCAACAACAUCAACAACAGCAGCAACAUAAUCAAUUUUCUGUUGUUGGUGGUGUUGCCAGUGAUGUUAAACUUCAAAGUGAUACAAUUGGUUCAAUUUGGCGUACAACAGUAACUCCAUCAUCUAAUAUUGGAUGCAAUGGCGGUGCUCAACAUCGCAACAACAACAAACAAUCAUCAGCAACAUGUAUCCAGACAAAACAACAACAACAACAACAGCAACGUCCAGUAAUCGGUGCAAAUGCUAGUUUCUUUACCAAUGCCACCGACCCAUCAACAACAGCCUCCUCCCAUUCGUCGUCAUCAGUAGCAGCAGCAGGAUCAGGAACAACAACGGCGUCAUCGGGAAGCUCCUCGUGUAUGCAACUUUUUUCCGAGGAGUUUCUUAAUUAUCUUAAUAUGAUUAAUUAA